This is a messenger RNA of Aspergillus pseudonomiae, 2439 nucleotides long. Its product is annotated as glycosyltransferase family 69 protein. Lineage: Eukaryota; Fungi; Ascomycota; Eurotiomycetes; Eurotiales; Aspergillaceae. Bases 420 to 2000 code for a protein of 526 amino acids. The transcript has a single exon. The record is from RefSeq and is a predicted model, not a curated record.
UGGGGUUUCUGACAUACUCGCGUUCGGGGGUAAUAGGAAGUGGGAAUACGGAACAUAUCGGUGACAUGUGGACGUUUCCUUUUCCUUUUUCUUCGUCUAUAGAUAUAAGUGAAACAAUCUUGGGGGGAUUGUCUAACUUCGUAUCUCCUGCAUGGGAGGUCCGAACGAACGCCGAAGUCAAUUGUCGAUGAUGUGAUCCAUUGGUUGUUCUCCGCACCACCGAUUUAAGCAAAUGUCUUGGCGGUCCAGAUCGGCUGACAUAAUCCUACUAUCCUGUUUGGGAAGAUAAUAGCUUCAGCCUGGUGUUAAGUUUUCUUUGACGCCUAGCCAUAGAAGCGUGAUUCUGUUAUUGUUCGGCCCAACUACCUCAGAUAUGGGCUAGGUGAAUGCUUCCAUUCUUCAUGUGACGAUCGUUCGUCAUGUCUUCUUCCCGACUACUUCAUCCCGACGAGUAUGAACUGGAAACUCGCUCAUCCGUUGACUCCCAGGGGAGCUUCAACUUAGACGAGGCCGACUUUGAGUCGCAAGUUCCACCUCGACCCCGGCGACUCUUGCGCCGGGUGCCUUUUUUAUCACGGGUUUUUGCUUCGACUUACUCUGGAUACCGUCGUCUCAAAACGUCCCGGCCCUUGAUCUCGGCUUCGGCGCGACCUAGCUGUUUCCGACGCAUCCUGUUUCGUCGGGCCUGUUUCUACCUACAUGCCGUCGUCGGUAUCAUUCUUGCUCUUCUUAUCCUCACUGCAAUCUUGCGGCCCUCAUAUACCCGGCAUCCACCCCAUUAUACAGCACUUCGAUCGACCGUCUCACAUUCAAGCGCCUCUGGCCGGGGGAACCCUGGCAAUGAAAAGGUUUUCAUAGCUGUUAGCUUAUAUGAUCGUGGCGGGAAGUUAGCGCAGGGACAAUGGGGCUCUACUAUUCUUCAACUUAUCGACUUGCUUGGAGAGGAUAAUGUUUUCCUAAGUAUCUAUGAGAAUGACAGCGGACCAGAGGGUGAGAGUGCGUUACGAGCCCUAGAAAACCAGGUCGCAAGCAAUAAGUCUAUUAUAAUCGAAGAGCAUUUCGACUUGAGCACCCUGCCUAGGGUGACUAUUCCCGGGGGCUCUAAGCGCACUAAGCGUAUCGAUUAUUUGGCUGAGGUCCGUAACCGAGCCUUACGGUCGCUGGAAGAGUCUAAAACGCAAUACGACAAACUUUUAUACAUCAACGACGUUUUCUUCGAUCCAGUCGAUGCUCUCCAUCUCUUGUUCUCUACUAAUGUGGAUGACGACGGUGUCGCUCAAUACCGAGCAGCGUGCGCUGUUGACUUUUCUAACCCAUUCAAGUUCUACGAUACAUAUGCAACGCGUGAUGUGCAGGGCUAUGGCGUGGGCCUUCCGUUCUUCCCUUGGUUUACAACCGCUGGAGGAGGCCAGAGCCGACGGGAUGUUUUAGCAGAAAAGGAUGCGGUGCGAGUCCGCAGUUGCUGGGGAGGAAUGGUGGCAUUCGAUGCACGAUUCUUUCAAGGCAGUGCGAAGCCCGCAGUUGAAAUGGGAGGAGAACAAUUCCCUGUUCGUUUUCGUUCUGCGCCUGACUUGUUCUGGGAAGCUUCUGAAUGCUGUCUCAUCCAUGCCGACAUCGGUAAGCCGCCAUCGAAUGGGGAUGAGAUCGUGGACACUGGGAUCUACAUGAAUCCCUUCGUACGCGUGGCAUACGAUGGCCGCACCCUAUCUUGGUUGUGGACAACUCGACGGUUUGAAAAACUCUACUCUUUAAUUCAUAACAUUGGUAGCCAUCUUGCGGGUAUGCCUUGGUUCAAUCCUCGUCGAUCAGAAGUUCGUGGUCAGGCUGUUGAAGAGACGGUCUGGGUACCGAAUGGCAAAACCGAUGGAGGUGGGUCUUUCCAGUUAGUUACACGAAUUCCUGGGAGUGACGGUUAUUGUGGACGACGAGGGCUCCAAGUCAUCGUCGAAGACCGCAAAGAGGGCCAGGACGGGUUCGAAAGUAUACCGGUACCAACGUGAGCCUUUGACAUGAUCUUCUGCCGAAGAGAGUGACGUGCAAAUCCUCUUCCUGGAAUAUGGAGUUACAACGACGAACUAUUCUUGUGAAAUACAUUAAUGAUAUCAGAGACGUACAUAAUGAAUGGUCAGAAACUACUAGAAUUCAGCAGUUUCCUUCAUAAUAGCCUGACGUUUGUAUUGAAUAUCUGAUUUAAAGCUGAAUUAGACCUAUUGAUUGUCUCAACAGGUAAGCUUGAAAGGCAUUCAUGUGUUUGUUAAAUCACAGGCAUUGCGUUACUUCCCUUUGAUAUUGUCAUUGAUCGAUGUUGACUGAGAGAGCUUUUGUAGUUAUUUAUCAGUCAUUUCUUCAUUCACUGUGUGGCUAAAACAAUAGCAGAUUGAUGCCAUCAUCUCCAGGUCAGUAACAGAUGCUUGCCUUGGACAACUCCUAUAACCCCCC